UGAAAUAAUAAUUGAAAUAUGUCAAUUACUACAGAGGAGAAGAGCUGAAGGGAAUAUUAAGAAGGGGAGCGUUGUUUUCGACAUCUUGGUUUCAGUAUAUAAAUGAUGGCUAUUGUUCCUGAAGCUCAUUUCUCCAGUUGGUUGCUUCACAGCUUGAUUAUUAGCCUCAAGAUGCGACUCAUCACAGUAAUUUCUUUAGCGCUGAUCAUUGCUUUGGCAAUAUCAGUGCGAUGUUGCGAAGGAACUCGUCUCCGAGGUCUCUCGCUAACAGAAGAAGAAGAUGACAUUCAACCAAGACAUUACUAUCGGCAGUUCGGCUUCAUGAGGAAACGUCCAGCGAGGGCUGAUGAUUCAUUCGAUGAUUAUGGACAUUUGAGAUUUGGUCGCUCUGAAGACUGAAAACUAAUAUCACCAAUAACCGAUCAAGGAACCGUAAUCGAUCAAACAUUGCACUACAUUAAUUAUUCAUUAAUUAAAAAUAUGUAAUGUAUUUAAGUUUAUUUGAAAUAUCUAUGGCUGGUAUGAUAUUUC
Molecule: messenger RNA, 531 nt
Organism: Melitaea cinxia (Glanville fritillary)
Lineage: Eukaryota; Metazoa; Arthropoda; Insecta; Lepidoptera; Nymphalidae
Gene: Dsk
Exons: 2
Coding region: 103-399 (98 amino acids)
Source: RefSeq, a predicted model, not a curated record